AUGGAGUGGCUCACAUCGGAUCGAAUAUUGCGAGACCAGGACCUUCGGACCCUCAAGUUCUCAAGAAUGAGGAGCCUGACCAAUGCUUGUGUCACAGCCCAGAGUCUCGAGUCCGACGAAGAAUGGGAACAAUGGCUUGAGAACGAGGAGGAAAUGCGCAGCAAAAAGUCUCCAGAUGGAAUCACCUUACUGUUCUGUGGACGAGCAAAACCAAGGUUCCCGGGAAUGGAGGUCGCCUACCUCCCCUUUUCCAAAGACAUCUGCAAAAGGGUUGCCAGCGUCCUGCAGAUCUAUGGGUCUAUCUCACGGGUCAUCAACCGCAGUGCCAGGGCAACCUUCGUGGCCCAGCGCACAACACAAUCCCACAAGUCCUCCCCAGUGCUCCUCUACAACUGCAGGUCUUCGGAUAAUUGGGAGAAUGACCUUGCGCUCUCCGUGACCUACUCUCCCGAACACAAAGCGACCCAAGCAGUGCUGUACGGCUGUGACGACGACACGCGAGACAAGAUACACCAGCGCUUGUCGCGGAGUGCAUGCGCGGUACAUCACCCCCUUACUCUGCCCCUAAUUUUCGCAGAACAUGAGCGAGACCGGCUCUUCGGAAAGGUAGAUCCACUGGUCACCAAACUCGUCGAAAGGGCCUUGAGCAUCAGCAAGCCCUCCGCAUUCACGGAAUCUAUGCAGAAGACGUUUCAAAGCAGCGCGGCAGGUGGCAACCCAGCCAGAGAAGAGUCACCGGAGGAGCUGAUGAAGAUGUGGCUCGGUGUCAGUGCGCUGAGGCGAGGUCUCGAGGCAUGGAAGGCCCAGCUGCUGAAGAUGCAGUCCCACUGCCGAACUAUGAAAUUUGAAGAGCCAUCACCAGGGAAUCAUACACAACGUCAAAUUGACGAACUUCGAGAACUUGCGGAAACGGGAGAGCGAAUCGAGCAGAGACUGGUGGAGUUGAUUGGGGAGUUCGACGAGAAAAUAGGAGACUGCGUGACGGUCACUGAUGGUAUGGUUCUAGCGACCCAGCUGGAAUGGAACAAUAUCGGCCAAGCUGAUGCUCGAACCAAUGUUGACAUUUCAAGAUACAACCUCGGAAUAGCCCAGGCAACACACAGCGACAGCAAGCAGAUGCGCUCCAUAGCCAUGUUGACAAUGAUCUUUCUACCCGCUACUUUCGUCGCAUGGACAGCAAAGCUAACUUUUGACUAA
This is a messenger RNA of Diaporthe citri, 1197 nucleotides long. RefSeq lists its product as uncharacterized. The coding region runs from base 1 to 1197 and encodes 398 amino acids. The transcript has 7 exons. NCBI's taxonomy places the organism in Eukaryota, Fungi, Ascomycota, Sordariomycetes, Diaporthales, Diaporthaceae. The record is from RefSeq and is a predicted model, not a curated record.